AUGGGGAGGACGCAGGCGACGGCAUUUCUGCUGCUGACGUUGCUCGCGGCGGUAGAGGUGGAGGCGGGGAGGCAGCCGGAGGGCGGCGAGAAGGCGUGCGACAGGGGGUGGGAGUGCAGCGGCAGCCGGUUCUGCUGCAACGGGACUGUCACCGACUACUUCAGGGCCCGCCACUUCGAGAAGCUCUUCCCGACGCGCAACGACGCAAUCGCCCACGCCGCCGGCUUCUGGAGCUACCAGGCAUUCAUCGCCGCCGCCGCCCUCUUCGAGCCUCGCGGGUUCGGCACCACCGGCGGCAAGGAGAUGGGGAUCAAGGAGGUCGCCGCAUUCCUCGGGCACGUCGGCGCCAGGACCUCGCGUGUACGCUUUUCUCUGCUCCCGACUCUAGCUUCAGGGGGCUCAACGGCCUGGGGUCUUUGCUACAAGCGUGAAAUGAGUCCACACAACAAUUAUUACUGUGACCACAGCAACAAGUUAUAUCACUGUGUCAAAGGAGUCAAAUACUACGGGCGAGGCGCUCUUCUUGUUUACUGGAACUACAACUACGGAUUAAUUGGUAAGGGUAUCAAGCAGGAUCUGUUGAGUCACCCAGAGUUACUGGAAAAGAAUGCCACCUUAGCAUUUGAAGCUGCGAUUUGGAGGUGGAUGACUCCGGUGAAGAGGGGGCAGCCGUCAGCCCAUGAUGCCUUUGUUGGCAACUGGAAACCAACCAAGAAAGAUAUUUUGUCCCGGAGGUAUCCUGGCUUUGGCAUGACAAUGAACAUCAUGCAUGGUGAUCGCAUCUGUGGUCGAGGGUUCACUGAUGAGAUGAUCAUCAUCAUAUCCCAUUACAUGUAUUAUCUCGAUCUGAUGGGAGUUAAACGUCAGUAUGGACAUAGCGUGGAUUGUGCUAACCAGGUGGUAUUCAAUCCGUCCUCUAAGAGUUCCCGCUCAUAA
Lolium rigidum is the source of this 936-nucleotide messenger RNA. Its product is annotated as chitinase-like protein 1. Lineage: Eukaryota; Viridiplantae; Streptophyta; Magnoliopsida; Poales; Poaceae. Gene Ontology annotation, biological process: carbohydrate metabolic process; chitin catabolic process; cell wall macromolecule catabolic process. Gene Ontology annotation, molecular function: chitinase activity. The record is from RefSeq and is a predicted model, not a curated record. The coding region runs from base 1 to 936 and encodes 311 amino acids. The transcript has 4 exons.